This is a messenger RNA of Camelina sativa (false flax), 1512 nucleotides long. RefSeq lists its product as uncharacterized. NCBI's taxonomy places the organism in Eukaryota, Viridiplantae, Streptophyta, Magnoliopsida, Brassicales, Brassicaceae. Gene Ontology annotation, molecular function: structural constituent of ribosome; 5S rRNA binding. The record is from RefSeq and is a predicted model, not a curated record. Gene Ontology annotation, cellular component: ribosome. Gene Ontology annotation, biological process: translation.
AUCUCCUUAGUCUCCGAUACUCUCAGUUGUCCCUGAUCCCUAUUGGUUCUUUCGAAAGAUCAUUGCUUUGAAUCUGAUGAAUUGCUUUUCUUCUUCGUCGGGCUAGGUUUGCGAUACCCACCACUUUGUUGGAGACUCUGUCGAUACAAGUCACACAGCUAGUGACAAGUGCGUGAGAAGUUCGUUUUACCAAACCUUGCACACCAGGUGUUCGACGAUUUGUCUCUGUGAAACCUCACCGUUUAGUUUCCAUCAACGAUUGCAGAACUGGUCUCUUUCCCUUCAAUGGCUUUUACGGUUUUGAGAAGAAACUGUCUCCGUUUGCUGGAUUCCACCUCCGUUUUAAGACCAGCAUCAUAUUGUUUCUCAUCGAGAUUCUCCAAUAGCGGAACUGGGGAAAAAGAUUCAGUGGGUGAAAACGUUAUUGGUUUGAGUGGCUGUGGUAUAGAAACUGUGGAUGAUGAGUCUUGGCAUGUCUCAUCAUCUUUAUCACAAGCCUGGAGACAAUACCAAGCUGACAACACUCCUAAAAACUCACCCUUUACAAUACAACAAGGAAGAGAAACAACAAUGCUUGAUGAUGAAGACAAUCCGGAUCAUGAUCAUGAUGAAAUCGAUAAUAUGAGAAUCCGCGGUGAUCUUUUCUUCAAGCUAGAUCGAGGUUCAAAAGAAUUCGAGGAAUACAACUAUGACUUCCACCGCAAGAAUCAACACAAGAACGCAAGAAAAGAGCAAAACCAAGAAGAAGAAGAAGAAGAAGAAACAAAGAUGAAGAAGAAGGAAGUUCGUGAGGAAUACAAGAAGAGAAAUGAACCGAUGAUCAACUCUUUUACCGGCGAAACAGAUCAUCCUUAUAAUGCAGGAGCUGAGAAGAAGAGAGAAAGAACGUUUACGUUUAACCAACUCACAGCACCUUUUCACUACCCGUUUUGCUUAGAUAUAUACAUCUCAAAGGCCUCGGUUCGAGCAUGUGUGAUUCACAGGGUGACUAGUAAAGUUGUCACUGUUGCUCAUUCUAUUUCGAAAGAUAUGAAGUUCGAUCUUGGUUCGACUAGAAACGCUGAAGCUUGUGCUGCGGUUGGGGCAGUCCUUGCUCAAAGAAGCUUGGAAGAUGACAUACAUGAUGUUAUAUAUACUCCUAGGAAAGGAGAUAAAAUUGAAGGUAAGCUUCAGGUUGUGCUUCAAGCUCUUAUUGAGAAUGGUGUUAAUGUUAAAGUGAAGCUUAAGCAGAGGAAACUCAAGAAGAAGACUAAUCAUCUAACAUAGUGGUUCUUCUCUCCUUAGAAAACUCAAGAAGAAGACUCCAAGAAUGUUCGAGCUCCUCCACAUUUUCAUCUAAGUUGUACCAAACAGUGAUUCAGUUACAUUAAUAUAAGUAUUCUUAGUACCCAGACCACGGUUAAUGAUCACUUUACACAUCUAGUUAAAAAUAGAAUGUGUCACAAACAAUGAUUUAAAGUUUAUAUAAGUGUUGAAUUAGUCAAAGGGGAAUGUAAGAUAUGUUUCUGUUUU